Molecule: messenger RNA, 8367 nt
Organism: Leishmania major strain Friedlin
Lineage: Eukaryota; Euglenozoa; Kinetoplastea; Trypanosomatida; Trypanosomatidae
Exons: 1
Coding region: 1-8367 (2788 amino acids)
Biological process (GO): tubulin complex assembly; post-chaperonin tubulin folding pathway
Cellular component (GO): cytoplasm
Source: RefSeq, a predicted model, not a curated record
AUGAUGGCAGCCUCUGCCAGCACACUCACCGAUACGGAGCGCACCGGCACCGCUGGGGCCAGCUUCAUCACCUCCUCCGCCAGCCCCAUGACACCGAAUCCCGCUGUCUCGUACACGCGCGUAUCGAAGUCACCAGCAGCGGUCUGGUCCGCCGCAGCGACAGUCCUGCCAGCGUCGCAGCUCCCCACCAGCCCGUCCCCUGCGGGCAGUCUUCCAUGCGAUCCGCUGCUACCGCACAUUGCGCCGGCCGCUGCAGGGCACGGGAACGCCGUGUAUUCAAGCUUUGAGGCGGCGUCCGGCGAAGAGGUCGACGAGAAUGACCUGAACAGCAGCGCAGCGAGUCGAGCCGCCCAGGCGGCGCUGGACGCUGAGGAGCAGCUGCGUGGGCACGAGGGUCCGUCAGACUCCUCCCUGGUACCGACGGCCUUGUCGGAGCGUUCUUCUUCAGUCGCUCCACCUCAGACACCGGCGCGGAAAAAAGUGUCUGCGCCACCACGGCCAAUGCAAGUGCACGCAUGUGAAGACGAGAUGGACACCAGCACGAGUGUCUUCCACCUUGACGAGGAAAAGGACUGCGACGGCAGCGUGGCAGGCAUGCUCGCCGGCAGCAGCGUCGCCCUAGUGCAUACCACCCCGUCUGACAAGCGUCCGCUUGUGCCUCGAGAGGAGCGCAGCGACUUGGAUGGUGCUGCGGCUAAUUCUUCUGGCGAUGCCGGGGCCGUUUCCCACAUGGCCACCUGGCGACGGCAGCCACCACCCCCACCGACUCCGUCGACCGCCACAAAAAAGUCGCCGUCCGCGUCGUCCGCCAUGCGGCAUGCUGUAGAGAGUGAUGACACUACCAGCACCAGCAGCGGCGGUAGCCCCCACUGCACUAACCUGACGGUGGAGCAGCAAAACACCCCAGUCAUAGCCCAGGGCACCGUGACAACUCUCGCGACGUCUGUCGACGCGGCGCAGGCUGUGGUGCACUACACCGCCUCGACCCUUCCACCUGACCGCAGCAGUAGCAGCGGCAGCGAUAGCCCCGCGUUCAUUUCGGGAAAGAACGCCGGCGAUCCCGCUCACAAAAUGCACAGCCGCGCCGACGGCACGCACGCGCUGUCGCUACAGCACCAGAGGGUCAUGGAAUACAGUGGCAGGCCGGAGGAGGCCGCUGUCGGUGAGCACGUCGGCUCCGCAAUGAUGUUGUCCACCAUCGCGACGGAGGGUGGCGCUGUCAAGAUCAGGGGCAGUGACAGCGAGGGCGUCGCCGCCGCCGCCUCCGUGCCGGGCCUCGAGCAGCACCCGCCUCACCAUGGCCUCAAACCCCUGUCAACCGACCAGCUGAAUGGUGAGACGAAGACACGCGCUGCCGAUCCUGCGGCUCUGACCACGGGAGGCGAAACGUCGGCGUCGCGUGCGAGUACCGUGCUGAUGCCCCCAUCGCCGUCCCAGCCGCGCGCAGCGGCGAUACUGGAUAACAGCUCGUUCUCCUCGCCCUCUUGCGGAGACGCCCCCGCCGCGGCGACGGCAGCGCUCGCAAGACAAUCGGGCCGCCGCAGCAGUGGCCAGGCACUGCCGGCUUCAGAGGGCGACGCAGCGGCGCAAUCGUCAAAGAGCGAUGUGGUGCGGCGGGCGUUGGUGAUGCGAUGCGUGCAGGACUCCAGCACAUCGUCGUCGUUGUCCUCUUCCUCUUCGAGAAGCGUCAGUGGCCACACAAAGGGGCCGAGGCAGGCCCUCGUCAACCGAAGCACGAGAGCGGCAGGUGGCGAGCAGACCUCCGUCGAGAGCAAGGGAGGCGGCAACAAUCCACGUGUAUCGCCGUCCAGCUCGGCGCUGUGCGUUGACGCAAUGUGCGCGAAGGACACAUCCGCUACACAUGCACGGGCUCUCCAGUAUACGGAAGCUCUCGACGGCGCUGACGUUGGUGAGAACGAGGAGGCCGAAGAAGCUGAGGAGAACGGGGCACCACCGAUCAACUGGGACGGCGCGGAGGAACAGGAAAGCAACCCCCUUCUGCUGCAGGAAGCCGGUCGCUGGGAUGCCGUGCUGGAAGAGAUGGAACUGGUGGACUGCACAGUUGUUUCGCGUGUGUAUCAGCGAGCUAUGCCGCUCGGGCGCACCGCGUCCCACUCGACCAGUGAAGAUGCGGGGGACAACAUGGGCAGCGAGGACGACGACGAACUUUGCCUCUUCAAGGUGGUCUCACUGUUCCCCAUCGCCGCGGACCAUUCCGAGCGGUGGGGGCGACGUACUCGAGUGCAGAAGUGCUUGCUGGCUCUCGCGGAGGAGAUGCGUGCCACGCAGCGCGCGCUCGACGAGGCGGGGUUGACUGAAGCUGAAGCGGAACCCGGGUCCUCAGCUUCCCAGCACGUUGGCUCCAGUGCAAAGCCACCCGCCAACGGAGAAGAAAGGGUCGGUGGCCACGAGGACGAUACAGGCGACGUGUUUGCCAAGCGAAGGCGGCGCACCACCUGCGCCGGUGUGUCGGAGGUGUACGUGGACUCGCGCUGCCGCCUCAUAGCCCAGUUGGAGGCGGUGCCGUACAUGGUACCGUUGCGGCAUCUCGUCGCCGCUAGCUCUGGCACGGGGCUUCGCGAGAACGAGGUACUUGCUCUUAUUCGCACUGUCGUCUGCAAAGCAGCCACAAUGCACAACGCGGGCUUUGUGCACGGCGCACUGCAUGCCGGCAACGUACUUCUCUCCAGCUAUGACGGUGACGCGGUGCUGACGCAGCCGUGCGGACUGAUGAGUCAGAGCUCCUGGCUGCCAACCGACUUGUCCGUCAUCAGCGUGGCGCGCGCCAAUGCCAUGGCGCCAUACCUUUCCGAGGUCUGGGGAGCGCGCCGGCUGCAGGUGAGCGGUGCCACGUCGACGCGACUCGGGCCCCCACAGCGGCCAGACACCGCGGAGCUCAUCACAUACCACAACUUGGCUGCCCUGGGCUGGCUCGACGACGACGACGCGCGGAAAGCUGGGGGGUCUGCUGACAGGCGCGACAGCGCUGAGUUGUGCAUGGCCGGUGCUGCCUACACCCCCACCGCCGCCGACGACCUCUACGCCGUGGGCAUGAUCGCCUUCCUUAUCUAUGUCGGUGUCCCGCCGUUUCAAAUGGCGUCCCUGUGGGCGGUGGUGGAGCGGCUCAGGGCGCUGGGCGCAGCCUAUAGGGCUGCCAUGCAGUCCUCCGCCUCCUCUUCGGCUUCCGCGGCGGCCCGUCAGGAGGCGCGCCGUCUCGUGGCGGAGUUCUGCUUUGGGACUCGCCGACGCGGCGCCGGCGCGGGCGACUGCCACAGGCACGGCGUUGCGCGAUUUCGACCCGACUUUGAGCAAGCCCUGGAGUCCUUUAUUGUGGACUGCGUGGAGGCCUCCUGCAGUGCGGCAACGCUGACACAUGCGAGCGGCACUCCUGACGAGUCGGGUGCAGGGCCGCAUGUCUACGCCGACGCGCAGGAGUUGCUCACGCGUCAUCCCCUCUUCAGAUGCCUUUCCCUCCCAGCACACGCAGGCCAGGAUGACGAGGAGGAGCACGGAAGCGGCGGCGGCGUGCGGUCUUCGGGGGAGGAGGAAUCCCAUCAGAGCGUUGAUGAGAGGAUGCGCGACACGGUGCACCGAGUUGCCUACCCUGCCUUCUGCACGUGGGCUCGCGCCCGCGAAGACUGUGGCUCGGCGCCGCACCUGAGUCGGCUGCACAGCAAUGCGCUCUUCACUGCUCGCUGCACUGCGCUGUGCGAGUGCGUUUCUGCCACCGUGACAUCCUACGACGACGAGAGAAGUGAGUCCCAGAAUGCCGCUGAGGACGGCGAACCGUGGUCGUCGCUCCCGGUUAUCAGCCCUCAUGUGGCGGGAGCGCUACAGGCAUGGCACUUUCCUUUUCUCUCCGCGGAGGCGGGCACCAGCUGCCUUAAUGGCCGCGAGACGGACACGCGCACCUGCACAGUGUCUUCGGCUGAGGCAGCGGCGGCAACCCGGCCCAGGCAGCGGCGAGGCGACGCUCGUGCGGUGACGGGCCCCGCCCGGCACCAGUGCUUGCCCUCGCUGGUGCGACCGACCGCUUCAGCGGCGCCUGCCGAGCGCGCUGCCGCCGGUGACGGCGACGAUGGCGCUGAUGGCGACGUCUCGGCCACCACCUUAGCGCAGCAAGAAGAGGAUGCGCUGGCGGCACAGCUCUUCUCUGGUGAGCAGCGUCAGGCUGACGGCGACUUUGUACAUCAGCCACACCUGCACGCGCUCACGUUGGCAGGGAAGCAGCAGAGCGCCUUCUCCUUAAGCCGCGCCUUUGUUCUUUCACGUGUGCUGCCGGUCGCCGACACGCUGGUGCUGCAGCACCUAACCGACUGCACGGUGACGCUGCUCGCGCCAUUUCGCUACAUCGUGCUCGAUGGGUUGCAGCGCUGCGAAGUUCGACUGGGCCCCUGCGAGACGUGCGUGCUGCGCGACGUGCACGACUGCCCGCUCAUCGCCGUCGCGGCGCUCCAGCUCUCCGGCAAUAACGUCACCGAGACACACUUAAGCUGGAGCAGGCAGGGCAGUGGUCGUCCCCUGCUGAAGUGCAGCCGCGGCAUCACCGCAUCCCUCUACGGCUUGAUGUAUGAGGGCCUCGUUGAGGACUACUCGAGGGUGGGUCUCGCACUGGAGCACGCCGCCUGCUUUGUCGCCGCCGACGACGUGAACGAGGACUCCGGUGAGGUCGAUGGCGCCGUCACUUUUCGAGGCCCGGCGCUGGCGUGUCCGCGCGCUGUUGAGCUUCUUGCCACAACGGCGACCAGUGCGAGCGGAAGCCAGAGGGAGGUGGCGCUAUGCCUCGCCCCGGAGGCGCCGUAUGACCUCGCGCUGCUCUUGAGCAAUACCCGUUACGUGCACAGCGGCAGGCCUAGCGUCGGCCUGCAGAGCCCACGGAUACCCUCUCCUGACGUGUUUCACUUCUUUGGCGAGUUGGCGGAGAAGGACGUUGUGGUGUGCGACGUGCGCGGCGGCACUCGCGACGGCGACGCACGCCCGGUGAUCUUUCUGGUUGGGGUGCUCGGCGACAUUGUGAUCGAGCGGUGCAGUCACUGCACGAUCUUGGUUGCUGGGACGCCGAGCAACUUGCAGGCGUCCCAGUGCCACGACUGCCAGCUGAUCUUUAUGGCGCGCGAGUCAGUUGUCGAGAAUUGUGCCCGCGUGGAGUGCGUGGCGCUCGUGACAGAGUACCUUUUAGUGCGGGAAUGUGACGCGGUGCGGGUGCGGCCGCUCUUCCUCGACUGUCCUUUCAGCGAUGAGGUGCUGCGGUGCGUGGUCGGCGGAAGCGUCGGCAGCGCCGACGAGGAGAUGGUGGUCGGUGCGUAUGAGGCCGGCCGCCUUGAUGAGCUGAACGCGGUGCUGCGCGGCAUUGGGCAGGGCGUGCUCGUGGAAGCUUCCGAGAACGUGGUUAUCGAAGACAUUGGCUACUACUAUAAUCGCAGCGGCCGCGUCGGUGAUGGCGAGCGCGAAGAUCGGGAGGGCGGCGCGGACGGUGACGGCUUCUCCGUGUUGUCGGUGGCGUAUGCGAGCAUGCAGAGCCCCACCGCAGCUGCGAGUUCCUCAGGCAAUGCGUCGCGGUUCAUGGCAGAGGCCGCACAGUCGCUUGCGGAGCAUCUCUCCCUGCCGUGCUACCUCGAGCCUCUCCAGCGCUACGGCGGCGGGGAAAGUGGCGCGGCCAGCCAUGCGGAUCGACCCACCGUGUCCUUCCACGACCUGCUGAACUGCUCUGUGCUUCGCCUGUGCGGGUCUUUGUGUCCGCUGGAGUCACAGGCAUCGCCCACCUCAUGCGACUCCACGGCGGAACUGGCGGAUAUCUGCGUGGAGCGGGUUCACGGCGGUGUCCUCUACGUGGAGGAUGCCGUUGGCACGCUGUGUCUGCGCCACUGCGUCGGUCCGCUGGACAUCGUCGUCUGCGCUGCAGCGAGGGUGAUCAUGGAAGCCUGCGUUGGUGUGCAGCUGCGCACGGCCUGUGUUGACUUCCGCGCCACCGACUGCGUUCACUGCCAUGUGGCGCUUCACGUGAACAACCCGCCACGGUACCAGCGCUGCAGGAACGUGCAGGCCUCGGCGCUGAACAUCACCGCGCGGGACUUCAACGCACUGUUAAGUGCUGCCGGGGUGGAUUUGGCAACAAACUUGUACGAUGAGCCGCUGCUACUCACGGAGGAGUGGAAGCCGACUGUGGCGGCAGGGAUGUCGGGUGCGUUGUUGGAAGCGCGCGGAAUGCAUGCCUUACGUGGUGGCUGUGUGGACACCCCUACGGGACCCCAUAGCACCGCUGAUAUGUGUGCUGUACUGCUCUCCUCGGUGCCCAGGGAGCAGCUGCAUCCGCGGCAGGGAGGGCCACGUGACAGCAGGCUGCGUGUGCGGCCUGACCAGGUGCUGCACAUCAUGACCGUGCUGCGCCAGCCUGUGACAGUGGUGGCCCCGCUCCCAGGGCUGUGCGCUAGCCCGAAUGAGACUCCGUUUCUGGAGGAGCUAGAGGCGCGCGUGGCGGUGUGGGCCAAACAGCCGCUCUCAGUAUCGCGUGAGGAGGCCGUUGCCAUCGCGCUGUACGCCUUGGCUGACUUGGCAGAAGUGUACGCGAGUGUCACGGAGUGGGUUGAGGCGACGGACGCGGUGCAGCCCACUGAGGCACCUGAGCGGGUGGCUGCAUUUGGCGGCUCAUGGAAUCCCGAUACCCCACCACACCUCCUGUCGACGCGUGCGCCUCCUUCGCUGCCUGCCGCCUCCUCAGCGUCCUCGACGACCGUCAGCGUUCCGGGACUAGCGUUGGACGCGGUUCAGCAGCGGCUGCCCUCCACCGAGCGAGUGUUGCUGCAGCAGCCUUGCACCAAGGACGGCGGGUGUGCUGCGCAGGACGCGUCAGCGGCACCUUCGUCAUCGCUAUCGGCGGGCGACGCCAGCGGAGCGGAAAUUCGAACACCUGCAAAGCCGGUGCUGCUUGAAGUCGGUGUUGUCGAGAUAGCACCUGGCACGGAGGGCUUCGUGGAAGAGGUUGCCGUGCACAGUGCAUCAGCGCCGCCACUCUCGUCGCCGCUGACCUGCUACACGGACCCGGCACCUGCGCCGGAGAACGACGGCGCUCGAACCUCACCGGCAGAAGGGCCUCAUGCCGACCCAGUGGCGCUUCACCGACCGUCACAGUCAGACAGCUUGCCGAUGCGCGCGCAGCACGGCGGACUCACCGCUGCCGAAUUACCAACGUUGCCGUGCACCUCGGCGAGUGCAUUCGCCUCAUCUGCGACUGUGCUCGAUGGCGCCGCCUCAGGGAUGGAAGACGACACCUCGGUGAACUCGAGCGUUGCCCCGCCGCCGCUGCCGCCGGGACCCGCCUACGCGCUCAACCCCACGAAUGUCGGUGCCUCCUCCACAAUGGAUGUCUUCUGCCGCACACAGCGCGACGCCGCGUCAGUGGCCAGGGGGACAGCAGGUCCGCUCAUGGAGGAGGAGGGCGGCGCCUACUCGCUCACCGCCCGCAUGCUGGAUGACGAAGGUGUGGGACUCACCUCCGCCUCUCCCUGGCCCGAUGACAUAUGUUCGCCCGUCGUCAAGGGCAGCCACCGGGCCCUUGAGUGGGUUAUGGAGAGCGGUGACAACCACGAGGGCGCGCGGAGUGGACGACAGGCUUCACCAGUCGCGAAGACCAUUAAUGUGCUGGGUGCCCAGGCGCAGGCUCAGUGGCCCUCGUCGUUGGAGAGGUCGCCGCAUGUUAGGGCAUCGGAGGAGCGCAGCAGUCGCGACGGCGACGAGCUGCUGGUCGCCACCACCGCCGUCUCUGCAAAGGAUAUGCAGGAAGUUUUCUUGAAGGCAGAGGACGAGCCGCACUACACGCGCAACGCCGCGCACUCUUCUUUGCGUACCUCCGCGUCCUCCGUGGCCGAGUACCCGUGGCGCGGCGUGAUGUCGUACAAGAACAGUGCCGAGUACGUCGCGGGCGGCAGUGACAGCGGCACCGGCGAGACGGCAGUGCCACAGACUAACUUCCUCCACGUGUCGCAGGACUCGUCCGCGCGGCGGUUGGAGCUGAACUCCCACGCUGCCACGGGGACCCCGGUGGUGGCCAUGGGCUCCGACGAGGGUGGCAGUGGCGAGGAUGGCAGCUUCUCCAGGGCGCAAAGUGGUGUGCUGGGGCCGCCGGCAAGCGAGCGUGCUGCUGUGCGAAAGAUGGAGCCUCUAGGGAGGCUCUCGCCUGAAGUCAUGGCGAUGCGCGACGUCGAUGCGGACGUAAAGGAGGUGCUGCGACAAGUAGAACAGGCACGCCAGCUCUUCGCGCGAAAUCAGCGCUCGUGGGAAUCAUCAGCGGGUGGCGGCUUGGAGGCCCGUGUGCGAGCGGCGGUGGCGAAGCUGACGGCCUUGAAGGCUGCGCAUGCCGAGGCAGCCUAG